AUGGACCUCUCCACAAAUACCUUCCGCGAUAUCCUCACGAACCCCAUACACACACGAUGGAUAGCGCCGUUAUUACUAGCUGGGGAGGCUUUGCUGUGUGCUCUGAUCAUAUGGAGGGUGCCCUACACCGAGAUCGAUUGGGAGACAUACAUGGUUCAAGUGAAGUUGUUCCUCCAGGGUGAAAGAAGCUAUCUGAAAAUUUCGGGGCCUACUGGUCCGCUGGUCUACCCUGCUCUCCAUGUCUAUAUCUACUCGAUCCUCUACACCCUCACCGAUGCGGGGGCAAACAUCCUGCGAGCCCAGAUCAUCUUUGCGGGCUUGUACCUUGUCACGCUGGCUCUGGUGUUCGCGUGUUAUAGACGAGUGGGCGCUCCACCUUGGCUUCUGGUCCCACUGGUAGUGAGCAAGAGAAUGCAUUCGAUAUUCUUGCUGAGGUUAUUCAACGACUGCUGGGCCACGUUCUUCCUCUGGGCAGCUAUUUACCUUCUGCAACGUCGAAAGUUUGAGGGCGGAGCGUUCGUCUGGGGGUUGGGCCUAGGUGUGAAGAUGACGUUGCUUCUAGCUGCCCCUGCGGUGGGAGUUGUCUUGUUGCAAGCUAUCGGAAGAGGUGAAGCAGUGUUCACUGGGUUCUACAUCGCGGCUGUACACAUCCUCAUGGGCCUGCCCUUCUUCGGCCAGGACCAGGACACAGGCUUGUCAUACUUCUCUCGCUCAUUUGAUCUGAGCAGACAGUUCUUGUACAAGUGGACUGUCAACUGGAGAUUCAUCGACGAGGAGACGUUUCUGUCUCGUCCCUUCGCCAUCAGCCUCCUAGUUAUCCACGCCUCCCUGCUGCUCCUAUUCUUCCAGACGAAAUGGGUCAGACCGAGCGCCUCGAAUCUAGUCGAAUUCGUGAGGAAGUAUAUGGGAGGUAUGAGUGAGGUGGAAGAGAGGAGCAUUGCGAAGAAGAUUACGCCAACUUUUGUGACGGACGUCGUUCUCAGCAGUAUGGUCAUAGGUCUGCUGUGUGCUCGGAGUCUGCACUACCAAUUUUUUGCGUACCUUGGAUGGGGCACGCCGUACCUGUUGUGGAGAUCUGGUGGAAAUCCGGUCUUCGUGCUGCUGAUGUGGGCGGUCCAGGAAUAUGCUUGGCUGGUGUACCCGAGCACAACUGUGAGCUCAAUACUGGUGGUGCAGCAGCUGGCUAUUCAAGCCAUGUUUGCUCUGAUUGCACCACCAGUCGACCACAUCAGCGUCCCACCAACGAAGCCGGAAGAGCUGCGAAGCUGA
This is a messenger RNA of Cladophialophora yegresii CBS 114405, 1269 nucleotides long. RefSeq lists its product as uncharacterized. Gene Ontology annotation, cellular component: endoplasmic reticulum. The record is from RefSeq and is a predicted model, not a curated record. NCBI's taxonomy places the organism in Eukaryota, Fungi, Ascomycota, Eurotiomycetes, Chaetothyriales, Herpotrichiellaceae. The coding region runs from base 1 to 1269 and encodes 422 amino acids. The transcript has a single exon. Gene Ontology annotation, molecular function: dol-P-Man:Man(5)GlcNAc(2)-PP-Dol alpha-1,3-mannosyltransferase activity.